UGUACCCUGCCUGUACUAUGGAUAGGAGCCCUCACAUUUUUAUGGCUCCCGCCUCGUAAAGCCUCUUAUCUCUCUUUCGGGCAGCCGUCUAAGUUCUAUAUCCGUCUCGUUCCCUCUUGCGCCUCGCCGGCCGGGGGGACACGUAGCGUUCCUUGUAAGUUCCGUGCUCGCUUCACUCGUCCGAUCGUCCGCUGCCGACCCGAAUCGGCGCUGACGUGACGCGCGUUGUUUUUACGCUCGUGUUUCUGCUGUGAAAUAACUAGUGUUAUUUGUUUAUAAUCAGCAACAACUGACUUGGAUUGAUUUGCCACCGCCCAAAGGAUUAAAUACUCACAGUGGAGUGUACUGUACGUGUUUGUGUGAGAUGACAAGUGGAUACUAUAAAGUAAAACGGGUCGGCCGUGUUUAUGUGCUGAAUGGUGAUUAAAAGUAAUUUGCUUUUACGGUGUUGAGGGUCGGCCUCUGCGUAUCGAUCGCAUAUCGAAAGACAAAACGUUGGAUUGUUGUGUUAGAGCGGCUGAGGCGGUGCAACGAGAGGUGUCGAGAAACUCGUGACCGAGAAGCAGUAACGUGGAUCGCCACCGGGAUCGGGAUGCCAGUGUGUCUAGUGAUGGUGCAUUGAGAUCGUGCCAGUAACCAUUAAUAGUGUUAGUGUUAACUAUAGUGCCCAUACAGUGUUGAAUGGAUUGUGUUUUUUUUUGGAUUGCCACCGCGAGUCAUCGAUAGACCUAAUUGGGAACGGGCUACAAUGGUGUGUGCGUGUGCGGGGCAGCGGGGGGCGGGCGCGGCGAGCCGGCGCGCAUGGCGGCGCCAAUGAGGGAGGGCGCGCCGGCCGGCGGAGCUCGCCCCGCGCCCCACGCGCACCCCGCCAAUUUCGAGUACGAUGACAACGAAUGGGACAUCGGCAUCGGCGACCUCAUCAUAGACCUCGAUGCCGACAUAGAAAAGACUGACGAGGCGGGCGGCAUGGCGGCGCGCGCCGAACCGGACGCGCAGCGCACCGCGCUCAAGAUGAAGAUCAAGCGUACCAAGCCUGGCACCAAGAGCUCCGAGGCAAAGCACGAGAUUGUUAAGUCGAACGAAAUGAACGGCGAGCCGAAACCGCCGCCGCCAGCAGCCGCCGCGCCGCCCGCCGCCGCUAAACGUGGCUCCGGUGGUCACCGGCGUGACAAGGCGCGAGACAAGCACCACCACCCACACCCACCCCACGACGUAAAUGGAGUUGCGCGAGUUCCGCCACCGCCGAACGCGCCCGGUCCGCCCGCUGCGCCACCGCCUGCGCCGCUUGCAAGCGCGCUGGCCGCGCCGCCGACGCAAACCAAACCAGACUCGCGGCCAUCACCCGCGCCGCGACUUGAACCCAAACCCACGACUCCCGCGCCGACAACGCCCGCGACGCCCGGGCCUGGGCCCGCGCCCUCGCCCGCUCCCGCUCCCGCGCCGCAGCUCCUCCAAGCGCCACAACCAACCACGAAACCGGAACCCGAUGAUUCGCGGCAACAAGAACAACAUAGUUCGCAGCCCCCAGCAAAGAAACUUAAAACGGAACCUAAGGAAACGGCAGAAGUAUGUGUGGGCACUUCGGUGGGGACCAUCACUGAGCCGGACUGCUUGGGACCCUGCGAGCCUGGUACUUCGGUCACGUUGGAGGGCAUCGUGUGGCACGAAACGGAAGGUGGCGUACUGGUUGUGAACGUUACCUGGCGAGGGAAGACUUAUGUAGGCACUUUGCUGGAUUGUACGAGGCACGACUGGGCGCCACCUCGAUUUUGUGAUUCACCAACAGAAGAGUUGGAUGCACGGACGCCUAAAGGACGAGCGAAACGUGGCCGUGGCGCAGCACCCACCGAUAUGACCAACUUUACAGAGACUCGUUCCUCCGUCCACAGUAAGCUUCGCAACGGCGGAGCCAAGGGGCGGAGGGCGCUCCCAUCUCCCACGCCAUUCACACCGCCCAGACCAGAUUCCAAAAGGAAGCGUACCUCAGAAGCGGAGGAGCGACCGCCUACGCCGAAAGCAAAGCGACCGCCUCCCGCGCCUUCGUCGCCUCCACCCGAUCCCGUCCUACUCGAGUGUCCCGAGCCGAACUGCUCCAAGAAGUAUAAGCAUGCGAACGGGCUUAAAUACCACCGGUCGCACGCUCACGGCGCUCCCGACGAGGAUGACAAGGACGGCUCGAGCUCAGAGCAAGAGGAACCCGCGGUAGAACCUGCUUCCCCUGCUCGGCCGCCUUCCGAGCCAGCCACGCCAGCGACACCUGUAAAGUCGCCGACGCCGGCUAAGUCCCCGGAAUCAAAGUGCGAUAAGACUCCAGAAAAAUCGCCAGAAAAGACCGAAGCGAACGCAGAGUCGCCGCAACAGCCUAGGUUUACAGAGGAGUUCGCGAGCACGCCGGAGCCGCAGCCACCGGUCGAGCGGCCGCCGACGCCGACUGUACCGUCUACGCCACCACCAGAAGCCUUGCCCACAUUGCAACCGACACAAUUUAAGGUGAAACCACGAUCGGCACUGAUGCCGACCGAGGAGCGCAAGUCCACGGAGUCACCGCCGGAUGCAUCGCCGGGCAAGCGGCGCGCGCGCCGGUCUCCGACACCGGGCGUGCGCUCGCCGGCCUACUCGGACAUCUCAGACGACGCCGCGCCGCCGGACGGCGCCGCCGAUCCGGACCCGGCGCACCGGCCGUUCCCUGUUUAUCACCAGUACUAUGGACAGCCACCGUAUCUGCCCCCGACACACCCUCCGACGGCAGCGCCACCUCCCGUCGACAAAGGAAAGGAGGACCUCAGCAAAGGAGACCCGAAAGCUGAACACAAGGACGGCAAACCGGAGAGUGGUCCUCAGAAAGUACUUCCACAGCACUUCUAUCCAUAUAAUUACGUGCCGAAUUUUCCAUACAACGUGGAGUCAGCAGGGGCGCCGCCAGGGCCUCAGUUAGAAGAUAAGUCUAAAGAGCCCGACCGCUCCAAAACCACGCCGAGCCCAUUGGAUAAGAGUAAGCAGCCACGUCCACCAGACGGCAAAGAGAACCCAGCGAGGCCUAAUGACAACCAUCAGAUACUGAAGGAGAGUAUAGAGAUGAAGGCGCAGAUGGGACCUUACGCCUUCCAGCGGCCGCCGCACGUACGUGAAGAAGAAUUAAGGAGAUAUUACAUGACCUUAGAGCAGAGAAGAAAAGAGGGCGGUGGCGAAUCAAAGCCGCCAGGGCCGAAUCCAGCGCAGGGAAACGGGCCCCCGCCGUCCGUGGGGGCUCCGGGGGCACCGCCACAGCCCACGCCGCGGCAGCCUCAACACGCACAUAAACCUCCCUCUAAAGACAAGGAUGAUAAACCUAAAGAAGAAAUUAAGGUGAAGCAGGAAGGCCAGAAGCCAACAACCGAGACGCAGGGACCUCCACCGCCUCCAACUUCCCAAUACUAUCUCCCCCCGUACAUGCAGGCGCCGCACUACGGCGCAUUGCCCUUCGACCCUGUAUAUCGGGCGCCGCUCAGUCCAAUGCUGGUGGGCAGCUUCGGCGGCGGCUGGACGGUACCUAGGUACCACGCACCGGAAGACUUAUCCCGACCGGGCGCUCCCGCCAAGCUCGAGUUACUUCCGCCCGCACACGCAGCCCACGCGGCACACGCGGCGCACGCGCAGUACUACGCGCCGCCGUCGCAUGCGCCGCCGCAUAAGAUACACGAACUACAAGAACAUGCAAAGUCGCCGCAGGGCAAACCGCCGCGCCCCGAGCCCCCGAAGGAGCCCCCGCGGUCGCCGCCCCCGCAGCGACACGUGCACACGCACCACCACACGCACGUGGGUCUCGGCUAUCCGCUCUAUCCGCCGCCUUAUCCCGCGGCAGCGGUACUGGCCAGUACGCAGGCGGUUGUGAAUUCAUUCCCGACGCCGCCAAAAUGAAUUGAUCGGAUUAACGACAAAUGGACCUGACUUUAAUACUCGACCACAAGCCUACCCUGGUACUUUUCUUGUCACUUUGUCCAAGUGGCACAAGCGAAUCUGGACUUCAAAUUAGACGUGAUAGUGAUGUGACUAUAUAGACAGUGAUGUACUAAAAAUGAACAAGUGUGUAACUCAAAUUCUCCAAUUGGACUUAAUCUUUAUGCCAGUAGCCAUAAUUUAAACACUGUGAUCUCGCGUAACCCACGAAAUGUGUAUGUGAUGUGCGCUUUGAAUGUCCUAGCAUGUGUCUGAACUAAUAGUUACCUGAAUUCUUUUAAAUUGAACCGAGUGUUGUGUUUUUGAGAACUCCGCCAUUGGUGUUGUGAACAUUGAGUGUGUGUUCGCGGCACUGUAGAGGCCGCGUGGGACUCAUCGUAGCCCUCUACCGAUACCUAAUUUGUUUUAUAUAUGUUUACUAGUGGAAGCACAAACUAGUUAUGUAAAUAUUAGUAUUAUGUGUAAAUUAAUUUACAUUGUUAGUGUACUGAGUAAUGUAAUAUAAACAUCGAAUUCUCUGGUUCUCCAUCUGGGCAUUGUACUGAUGUUUGAAGCCCCCACGAAAUUUGAUAUCACGCGAAUUCAGUCUAGUAAGAUCAUUUAUUUAUGAAUACUGCAUUCCACAAAAGCAAGCGUACCUAGUUUUUAAAAGUUAAGAUAAAUGAUUAAUAUUUAAGUGAUUAUAGCGUAAGUUUAAAGGCGUCAAUGUGAUGAUUACAAUAUGAAUCCGUAGUGUGCACAAAACCUACUAUGUCUCGACUAUAGAGACGAAUGACUUAUAAUAAAACGUAGAGAGCAUCCUAUAGAGUUGGUGUGUUUGGACAUCGCUGUAUGUGUAUGUAUGUCUGGCUUUUAAUGAUAACUUUUAAAAUCUCAUAGUCCGAUAUUCUCAUACAAGGGAUUAGUGUUUCAAUAUCUGUACUGUGUAGUAAUUAGAUACGGUGUCAUUCACGAUACAGCUUUGAUGCAAUCACCGUCGGGCGUGCAACCGGCGCUUACGACUAGUUAAUUUUAUUACUUUCGUGUCAAAUUGUAUUUUAUGUCUGACGCUGGAGCCACUCAAGCUGAAGUUGCCGGCUUAAAGAUUAUGUGGUGGUCGUAAUAAAUAAUACUUAACAAAUAUUCAUGUAACUUCAGCUUGCGGUAUGGUUCCGUUAUCGACCGCGAUUAAAGAAGUCCUCCAGUAAGAAUAAAAAAUUCAUGGUUUUCUGUAAAAUUUUUCGCGUUUAUUAGUUACACUUUGAAAUCCAUAUUGAUUGAUAAAUAUUGGAUGACCACAAAAAAUAUAUACCUCCGUUUUUUUAGUGGCCAUCAAUCAUGACGAUAAAUUCAUUUCAAUUUAUAGAUUCAUAUUAAACUUUUUUCACUUUAAACCAGUUUUGACAUGACUACGUAAUAUGGAUAUAGGCUUAGUUUGUAUUUCUUAAAUGAAAUAGUAAUAGUGAAACAACUCAAAUUUUUAUAGAAGAUCAUGUCAUUUCUAUUCUUACUCAGAAAGACUUUUGAGGCGGUGUCGAUGGUCAAAUUGUUCAUUACAACAGUCUUCCAAUCAGUUGAUUAAAGAGUUCCACAGUCAUAAACAUUGCAUAUGUGUUUUUUUCUAAAAUAUCAGAACUGUUAACUCAUAAACAAUAUUUGUAGCAAUGUCACCUGAUUAUUUGUGAUGAUUCAAAUUGAUUAAAUAGAAAAGAUAUCGUUGAUUGCAUUUCAACUUUAUGUAGAAAACGUUUUAUAUUACAAUAACGCAUUAUGCAAACAAAUAGAAAUAUUAUUCUUAUGACAUUUUGUCAAUGUACCUAUUGUACCUGUCUUGAUUAAUAAAACUGAAAUUAAUAUUUGUAUAAAAGUGGGGCCUAAAGACCUGUUUUUAAAUUAAUACUCUAGAACAUUCGAUUGACCAGUGACUGAGUUGGUUAUUUUUAUAUAACUAUCUAAUGAUUGUGAAUACAAUUUUAUUAACUACUUACUUCCGAAAGGCACAUUGAGACUAGUCUAGAAAGAUAAAGAUAUUUGGAAACGCUCUGAUAAUAACGCGUAUUAAUGGUGUUUAAUACUAUGCCACAAUGCGUGGCCGUCGUUAGUAGAUAUUCGUGUAGUUUUAUCCUUGAUUAGGCAAGCACGAGUGCCAAGCGACUAUUCUAGUUUUCCUGAGAUAUGUUGAAGAAAACAUACUUGAAUAGUACUUAAGCUGUGUGCCCUCUUAUUAAUGUCUACAGUUUUCUACAGCUUCAUCUAAAUUACACAUUAUACCAUGACACAAUAAUUGAUUAUUAUUUUUGUUGAAACUGUUAAUUUCGAUUUGCAAUAUAAUAUAUAUGUAAAUUUUGAUAAUAAUCGAAAUAUGUUAGGGUAAGUCCGUACAAUGAGUUUUCAAUGUAUGAUUUAUUUCGCACGGAUUAUUUCACGCGCAUUCGAAAUAAUUUUAGAGAAAGUUUUUCCUGUUGUCGUGGGUGAGGGCGUGUGGCUCUCAGAUAAUAAGUUCAUUAUACUGUUUUAUGGACGGUUUAAUAUUAUGGAAUAAAAAAAAAUCGUGCGUAAAAAUUCAUAAUGCGGGCUUACCUUUUUAAAUUAUAUACACAGAUUCCAGAGUAACAAGUAUGAAUGAAAAGCAUGGGCAGGAUAUAGCUUACAUGAUCUCACCACAGCGCCUCCGUGCAUUGUCAAUAAAUGCAGACUGAUUAAAGAUUUGAUUUGUUAUUAAGUUUGCAGCCGUCCCGCAAAACUGUAUCAGAAUCGUAUUUUAUAUAGAAUUAUGACGUGGUUCUGUCCAAAUUGUACAGAAAUGCAAUUUUUUUUUUUACCAGUUAUAUAUAGAAGACAUACGUGAGUGCUGUCAUUAUGUGAACAAGCAAGUAAUUAAUUCUAAAUAUGGUACUGUAACAGUUAUGCGGACGGUGUGCUAUAUUCGGCACGAAUAAGCAAACGUUACGCUUUCAUUAUUUUAUAUCCACUAGUACCAAUAAGAUGGUAUGAUACAUGAUCAUUGUAUUUAUAAUGCAUCUGUAUAUGUUAUAAUAUGAACAUUUGUGUAUUUUUUGAUGUAACUAAACGCAAAGUUUGAUUUUUCUUAGGAAAGAAUUCGAGACGUUUAAAAAAAGGAAUAAUAAAGAUAAAUUAUUUCUUAGAA
This is a messenger RNA of Galleria mellonella (greater wax moth), 7063 nucleotides long. Its product is annotated as zinc finger protein 608-like. NCBI's taxonomy places the organism in Eukaryota, Metazoa, Arthropoda, Insecta, Lepidoptera, Pyralidae. The coding region runs from base 802 to 3897 and encodes 1031 amino acids. The transcript has 12 exons. Gene Ontology annotation, cellular component: nucleus. Gene Ontology annotation, biological process: regulation of transcription by RNA polymerase II. The record is from RefSeq and is a predicted model, not a curated record.